Rhodotorula toruloides NP11 is the source of this 876-nucleotide messenger RNA. Its product is annotated as autophagy-related protein 27. The transcript is spliced from 6 exons. Bases 1 to 876 code for a protein of 291 amino acids. Lineage: Eukaryota; Fungi; Basidiomycota; Microbotryomycetes; Sporidiobolales; Sporidiobolaceae. The record is from RefSeq and is a predicted model, not a curated record.
AUGCGGCCACGACGAACGCUUGCUGCCGCUGUGUGCACCUGGCUGUCUGCGGCAUCGCUUGUACACGCUGCAUGGGACUGCUCGGCUCUCACGGUCGGCGGGAACUCGUUCGACCUCUCCCAGGUCAAGGGCACGCACAGCUGGGAAGACGAAGUGCAGACCCCUCCAACUGUCACCAAGACCCGCUACACCUUCUCUCCAUGCUCGUCUCUACCCGACCCACCCUCCUCAGCACCGGACGACGACUGUCCCUCCGGCACGCGUCUCUGCAUGCGCACUUUCUCCUCCCGAUCAGGCCUCGAAGACCGCCUGCUGAGUGUCGUACCCGUCGCGGGGGAGAUUGGGAAGGGCGAGAUGGAGGUCAAGGCGGGCGAGAAGGAGGGGAAGAAGAGUAAGGAGGAGUGGGUGCUCGAGAUGGGCGGGGGGAGCUACAAUGGAGUUGAGCAGCGCGUGCGGGUAGACAUGAAGUGCGACAAGGGUGCCAAGGAGACCUCGCCCACCGUGCAAGACUACGAUUCGAAAGCCGGCGUCCUCUCGCUCUCCUGGACGACAUUUGCGGCCUGCCCGACCGGCAACUCCGACCCGCCGAAGGAGGACGCACCUCGACGAGACGACGACAAGGAGGAAGACGGUGGCGCGCGGGAUCCGGUCGGCAAGAGCGGCGGAAUGGGCUUCUUCUCGUGGUUCUUCACCUUACUCUUCCUCGGCCUGCUCGGCUACUUCGCCAUCGGCUCGUACCACAACUACACGACCUAUGGGGCGACCGGCUGGGACAUGAUUCCGCACCGCGACGUCUGGCGAGAUCUGCCCUAUGUCGUCUCCGACUUGUUCAAGGGACGAGGUGGAUCUCGGAACGGUUAUUCUGCGCUGGGUUGA